AUUGCAAACUGUGUCCAGAUAACGUUGUUUGUCUGGAAGAUUCAAUGUGGAAUUGGGAGAGGACAGGUAAUCAGUUGAGUUUAGUGCCAUAAUGAGUGCGUCCGGGACAACAACACCAGCGGCAAAGAUGACCGAUAAUGAAGGAAAGGAAUACGUUUUCUACGGUGGAUCGACGGAUGAAAGUGUCGAAGCUGGAUGUCGAUCGCUGGGAGAACUUAUCAUCAAGCGAUUGCGCGAGAAUGGCGACGAUGUUGCGUAUAUUGAUGGCCUCACCAAUGAAUCUAUCACCUACAGCGAGCUGUUGGAGCAGUCAGUACGAUUGGCGAAUCGCUUCCAUCGGAUUGGCAUUAAGAAGAACAUGAUGAUCGCGAUCAUGUGCGAAAACAGGCUAGAGCUAGCGUUAAUAGCAUUAGCAGCAACCUACAUGAAUGCCGUACCGAUCUUGUUGAACCCAGCUUAUACAACGAUCGAGCUGGAACAUGUUCUCAAAUUGACUCAACCUCGCGCUGUUUUCGUAUCUUCAGUCGCUGUGAAAACCUUACUUAAAGUGGCAAAUGCGAUUCCCUCAAUCAAGAUGAUCACGUUGCUUGGUUCGAAGGAACGACCUCACAAACGGGUCACCUUGUUCGGAGAACUGUUUGAUCGGAACAAACUGAAAAAUGCUAAAUCGUUCACGCCUCAGCCUGUGAAUUUGAAAGAUCAAGUUGCUCUCAUGGUGCUAUCUUCAGGAACGACGGGCCUUCCAAAAGCUGUGCAACUGACUCAUUACAACAUUAUGGCCGUACUCGCUUAUAUUCGGGAUGAUUUGAAAACAUUCUCCCUAUCUCCGACUUCCUUAGGCCUCGCACUGUUGCCGUUUUUCCACAUCUAUGGUUACAUGAUUCUGCUUAGCGCAUGCUGUAACAAGCGAACGAUCGUGUCUUUGCCAAAAUUUGAACCCAAGCUCUUCCUGUCGACGAUAGAAAAAUAUAAAAUUGCCUCGGCUGCCUUAGUUCCCCCGCUGGUGGUAUUUUUAGCAAAACAUCCCCUCGUAGAGAAAUACGAUCUUAGUUCAUUGAUGGCGAUCAGCUGUGGUGCAGCCCCUCUGAGCAAAGAAGUAGAGGAAAUGGUCCAAAAGCGUUUGCCAAACUUGGUAUUGAUCCGCGUUGGGUACGGUAUGAGUGAAACCUCACUUGGAGUUUUGACUAGAAACUUUGGAAAACCAGGAAGUGUUGGAAAGGUAAACCGGAUGUUUUGGGUUAAAGUAGUAGACCCAGAAACGGGAAAGACAUUGGGUCCCAACCAGGUUGGAGAGAUAUGCGCCAAAGGACCUAUGAUCAUGAGAGGCUAUUACAAGAAUGAGGAUGAAACGCGAUCCAUUAUUGAUAAGGAUGGGUGGUUGCAUACCGGAGAUACUGGGUACUUUGACGAGGACGAAGAUUUCUACAUCGUGGAUCGUAUCAAGGAUCUGAUCAAAUACCGCGGUUUUCAAGUACCACCGGCAGAGCUUGAAGCGGUCUUACUCACCAAUCCGAAAAUCAAGGAUGCUGCGGUGAUUGGUGUGAAGGAUGAGGUUAGUGGAGAGCUACCGCUGGCAUUCGUGGUGGCUCAACCGGAGGUGGAGUUGACCGAAACAGAAGUUAUCGAUUGGGUGGCAAGUCGUUUGUCAAAACACAAACAUCUCCACGGUGGAGUGCGAAUGAUUGCCGAGAUACCGAAAACGGCGAGUGGAAAAAUUUUACGACGCGAAUUGCGCACAAUGAUUGCGAAGUCCAAGCUGUGAGAUGCAUUGCGAUUGUUAUUAUCUCGAACAAUUUUAACAGGGGGCAUGAUAAGCGAAGAAAAUAGCAUUUUAAUAGAUAAAAGUAGAUGAAUAUUUGGGCAAUAAACGUUUAUAAUAGAAUUUGAUAAGGUUGUAAUCUUAGAAUGACUUUCAAUUAUUGGUUUACCUUUGUUGUGAGAAACAUGUUUACAAAUAGGUCUUAAUCAAGGUCUGUAGGAAAUAAAUUCUUUUUAAUGUCUAUUAUGUAUUUAUAAUUUAAAAAA
Aedes aegypti (yellow fever mosquito) is the source of this 2025-nucleotide messenger RNA. Its product is annotated as 4-coumarate--CoA ligase 1. The transcript is spliced from 2 exons. Gene Ontology annotation, molecular function: long-chain fatty acid-CoA ligase activity. The record is from RefSeq and is a predicted model, not a curated record. Gene Ontology annotation, biological process: long-chain fatty acid metabolic process; fatty-acyl-CoA biosynthetic process. Bases 92 to 1762 code for a protein of 556 amino acids. Lineage: Eukaryota; Metazoa; Arthropoda; Insecta; Diptera; Culicidae.